GCUUCCUGAUUGAGCACGCGCGGUGUACCGCGGUUGCUAUGGAGACGCGUGGCGCUGGCCCGGCGCUCCGCUCCGCACCGGGAGCCACGGGGUGCGCAGUGGGUCUCCGGCUGCCCCAGGCACAGGUGGCGGCCCCGCGGGCAGAUGGACCACCGCAGUGAGGCCGCGGCGUCGGGGUACGGCGAAGAUUGCGAGGACCACAAGGAAGACCGGGAGGGCGGCACUGCAAGCUCGAAGGGGUCCAGACUGCCUGCCAUCGCCGGCAGCACCUCAGAGCCCACCGAACAGAAGGUGAAGAAAAAGAAGAAAAAGACCAAGGGGUCGGGCAAGGGGCACGCAGAGAAACAUCAGAAUCGAGGCCUGAAGAAUCAGCAGCUGUCGACAUCUUUUCAUGGCAUCUUAAAUCCCAGCAAAGAUCACAGCCCGAGGCAAGAGUGCAGACAGGACAAAGAGGAAAACACGCUUACCCCUUCUUUCUCCUCCAGCGUAAGUCUCCCCCACUUUGCUGAAAUAGAAGAGAACCUCUCGAACGAGGUCAAUGAGAGUCUGCGUUGGGAUGGAAUUCUCAAUGACCCAGAGGCAGAACAAGAAAGGAUUCGCAUAUAUAAACUGAACCGGAGGAAGCGGUACCGGAUUUUGGCCCUCAGCGGCUUCCACUCUGAUCCCUGUGCCGAGGAUACCCCUGAGAACCUAGCCUGUGUCUCAGACAAAGACCGUGGCACCAUCAACAGGCAGCCCUCAGUCAAAGCUGACCUCCCUAAUCACUGCUUUGAAGGAAACCUUACCCCAAAGCUCCUACACUAUGAUUUAGCUACUGCUCUGCCUGAGUGAAAAUCCACCCGUGAUACUGACAAGCUUAUAAUUUAUCCUUACCUCAAGUUUAUGUGUUCAAAAAGAAGAAUAAAAGGAAAUCAGACCUACA
Hipposideros armiger (great roundleaf bat) is the source of this 922-nucleotide messenger RNA. RefSeq names its product ligand of ATE1 (gene LIAT1). The record is from RefSeq and is a predicted model, not a curated record. The transcript is spliced from 2 exons. Gene Ontology annotation, biological process: protein arginylation. Bases 145 to 831 code for a protein of 228 amino acids. Lineage: Eukaryota; Metazoa; Chordata; Mammalia; Chiroptera; Hipposideridae.